This is a messenger RNA of Mesorhabditis belari, 513 nucleotides long. Lineage: Eukaryota; Metazoa; Nematoda; Chromadorea; Rhabditida; Rhabditidae. The record is from the annotation of a GenBank genome assembly.
AUGGACUUGAACAGUCAUUUCGAUUCGGAUAUCGUUUUCCUGAAAUUGCCGCAUUUGUUUAAGCCGCUACAAGUGAUUUGUGCCAUUGUGUUGGCGAUUUGUGUCGGCUCGACAGGUGGCGGCGAAAAUGGAGUGAUUUGGUUUGUGGUCUUCGUCUCGCUGAUCAUUUCAGCGUUGGCCACCGCCCUCUUUGCCUUGAAGAUUCAGGAUUCGGUCAUUGAGAGCAUAUCAAAUGGAUCACUCACAUGGAGUGUUGUCGAAAUGGUCUACUCUUUUGUUCUCGCCGUACUAUCAGCAAUCAGCAUUUGGUUAUCGUUUGGGCUCGCUUCGAAAGUCAUUUUUGGGUCAUCAGCUGGCUAUAUAGCUGCAGGGCUCUUUUUCAUUGUGCAUGCCGUACUUUAUGCGGCUCCGUGUGUGAUGCUUUAUGAUGCGAUGCAAGCGAAUGGGAGAGCUGAAAGAAAUGAUGUACAGGUCGCUCAUCCAUUCAGCGAAAGCUCGUAUCAAUACGAUGUU